This is a messenger RNA of Staurois parvus, 381 nucleotides long. Lineage: Eukaryota; Metazoa; Chordata; Amphibia; Anura; Ranidae. The record is from the annotation of a GenBank genome assembly.
UGGUACAAGGCUGUUGUGAAUAGCCUUGUACCAUGUGACCUCUGUGAUCAUUCACAGACUUCACAAGUAGUAAUCAAUGUCAGAAAGUGACAUCUUGUUUACUACUAUUCAUGUGAUCACUGAUUGGCCAAUCAGUGAUCACAUGAAUCAGGAUUUCACACAGAGGUCCCGUCCGACAAUCGGUGUUCCACUGUGCCCAGAGGACACAGCGGGCACCGGAUCGUGGUACUGCGCGCUCCCAGGGAGCGCGCACAAGCAGGGUGCGGGGAGGCCGUUUAUAAACGGCCACCCGACCCUGCACUGCCACCGUCCGGCCAUUUAUAUACAACAGCCGGACGGGAGGUGGAUAAUAAGAGUCUAUAUUAUCUAAUAUCAAAUUAU